AGGGGAUUUCUGAUCCUCCGACCAGGAGGAAUUAUUUUCGGACACGAUUAUUUCUUUGAAGAGGACAAUAGAGGAGUCCAGAGAGCCGUUGAUUUGUUUGCCAAAGUUCACAAUCUGAAGGUAAAUGUGGAUGGUGAACACUGGAUUUUGAAUCUUGAAUCCACAACCAAACAAAAC
Molecule: messenger RNA, 177 nt
Organism: Sphenostylis stenocarpa
Lineage: Eukaryota; Viridiplantae; Streptophyta; Magnoliopsida; Fabales; Fabaceae
Source: the annotation of a GenBank genome assembly